Cucumis melo (muskmelon) is the source of this 2113-nucleotide messenger RNA. RefSeq lists its product as uncharacterized. The record is from RefSeq and is a predicted model, not a curated record. Gene Ontology annotation, molecular function: zinc ion binding. Lineage: Eukaryota; Viridiplantae; Streptophyta; Magnoliopsida; Cucurbitales; Cucurbitaceae. The transcript is spliced from 8 exons. Bases 402 to 1889 code for a protein of 495 amino acids.
AAAAAAACUAGAGGUUACUAACAGUGAAAAACUAUUCAAUUUAUACUACGAAAGAUUGAAACCUACUUCACAAGAAAAGCUUAAACAAGCUUAAACUAGUAAUUUUUCAAUCAAGUAAUCUCCCAUUUAAAGGAGAGUACCUUGUUUUGGAGAAGAAUCAGAUUCUAAAGUUGGGUUUUUUUUUUUUGUUUUGUGGUUAAGUCAGCUAAGAAAAUACCAAGAACAAGCUGUGGAGUGUUUUAAGGGAAGUGGUGGUGGUAGUAGGCCACGAUUUCCCACCAUGCUUUGCGUUCAACCCUCAUGAUUAUUCCUUUUCCUUUUCUUUUUCCUCUUAUUUUCUCUGCAAAUCUUCUCCAUCUCCAUGUUUGUUUUUGCUUAAUUGUAAGAAAACAUAUUUGAGAAUGAAUUUUGUUGGGGGAAAUGUUGUGAGUUCAAGUGAUGGAGCAGUUUCAGAUCAUCUCCAUAAGGCUGGGGGCUCAGCUGGGACUAACCAUUGGAAGAAAAGGAAUCUUUUUCUUGAGAUACCGUCGCGAACGACGGAUUUUGUUGCGAUAAAAAUGCCUCCAACAUCAAGUCCUACACCAAGGAAAGUGAAUUUUGUGUUAACACCUACUUCUUCAGAUGCUAUAGCUAGUGGAUCUUCAGGGCCAUCUUCAUCCAGAGGCAAAUCAUCUAUCAAAACUCUCUUCCCGAAGCUUAGCUUCAUUUACCGAAGCUCCCCGGAUGUUGAGGCAGUGUCCAGUCUUGUUUCUGAGGCCUCUUCGUCUUCAGGGACACAUGAGAAGUCUCAAGGUUUAAAGCCCUUGUCUGUGGCAAAGAUGUUUACGCCUAGGUCGAAGCAGGCUUCAUCACUACCUGUAACUCCUGUAGCUCAUUCUAAUUCAGAAUCUACACACGAUGAAAACAAGGAGAGUGAACAGGAAUCAGUAAGAAAAGGAUCUCAGAAACGGAUAUCUCGCUCGCUUUCUCUUCCAGUCAAUAACAAGUCUAGAAGUAUAAGGAGAACAGAUUCAUUUUUCCGUGUAAUUCCUUCAACUCCACGACCAAAGGAAGGGGAUAUAAGACCGAGUACUUCAACAACAGUAGAAAGAGAAACUAAAGAAGCCAAUGGUGAAGACAUCUCCGAAGAAGACGCUAUUUGUAGAAUUUGCAUGGUUGAAUUGUGUGAAGGAGGUGAGACUCUAAAGAUGGAAUGUAGCUGCAAAGGAGCACUUGCUCUGGCUCACCAAGAAUGUGCAGUCAAAUGGUUUAGUAUCAAGGGAAACAAAACGUGUGAAGUUUGCAAGAAAGAAGUUCAAAACCUUCCUGUAACUCUGCUAAAGAUCCAGAGCAUUCGAACUCAAGUAUUCGGGAUCGCUAGAACUCAGCAGGAUAAUGUUAAUGGAUAUAGGGUCUGGCAGGAGUUUCCCGUGCUCGUCAUUGUUAGCAUACUUGCCUAUUUCUGCUUUCUUGAGCAACUACUGAUGCAGGUUGCAAAAAUGGGCACCAGUGCAAUUGCCAUUUCACUUCCAUUUUCUUGCGUUCUGGGUCUACUCUCAUCCAUGACCUCUUCAACUAUGGUGAAAAGAAGAUUUAUAUGGGUAUAUGCAACAGUGCAAUUUGGUAUGGUGGUUCUCUUCUCACACAUAUUUUACACUGUGGUUGGUGUCCAAGCAGUUUUGGCCAUUAUAUUGGCUACAUUAACUGGGUUUGGCAUCAUCAUGAGUGGAAGUUCAAUUAUUGUGGAAUUUUUACGAUGGCGAAGACGAUGGGGGCUACCAAUGGGACAACAGCACUUUGACUCUCAAAGGUUGGCACAACCAGUACAACCACCUAUAGCUGUAAGUUCACUACAUAAUGCUAUACCCCGCCAGCAUCACCCAGUUGUCGAAUCAUUAAGCAGAAGUUGAAUUGAAACAGUGCUGGCCAAAGUGAGGUAUUCUACUUUUUGAUGCAUUGUAUAUGGGUUUUCGUUAUAUGUACAAGAAAUGUAGGUGGUGACAUUUUUGAACCAUAGUUUCCUUGUAUAGACUUUAUGCCGUGGUUCUGGAAGUUAUCAACUUGACACAACAUUGUGAAUGUAAAAUAAACAUAAAAGAAAAUCACAGAAUGAAUUUGAGAUUGAUGUUGCUUU